GAGGCUCAUUGGCUCGCUCCCUGGCCAAUCACCAUACGCUUUCCGAUUUCUCCCUUCCCUCAGCAGUGCCAACCCCGGGACGUUUAAAUUGCACCUUGCUAGCGACUACCGCGCCUUAGAAUAAUACCUGGAGAAAUUAAUAUGGAAUAUUUGCCACCGGUGUGGCAAAUGUUGAGGCAAGACAGAAUCUGCUUCCUCAGAAAGGAGGUGUGUGAAGAAUCUUUAUCCUCUAGGAUAGAGAUGGUGAGUGUGGGAGUCAGCACAGAGCCAUGCCGUGCCAGGUGGGAGGUGGAGACAGACAAAACUAUCCUACAGCGGCGGCAAAAGCAGAUAGAUUAUGGCAAGCGCACACCUGGUUACCAGUCCUUUCUACAGCAGGUUCCCAAGGCACAGCGACUGCCAGGACUUCACCCUCAAACGCCAAACAAGAACAGGAGGUACAGCCGUCGAUCCUGGGAUGCCCAGAUCAGGCAGUGGAGAAGAGCCCUACAUUCCUGACCCCCCAACCAGCCUCUGCAGGCUGAGGGGUGGGGAAUGGAGAAUCUCUUAGAGCCAAUGGAUUCUUCCCCUUUGCAACCCUCAGGGAAUCUGGAUGGAGACCAGAAGGGAACCCAGCUUGCAGAUUUGGUGGCUCCUGCCUCCUCCCUUUCCUGGAUCUGUGAGGAAGAUCCCCACCACUGGCUCUACGUUCUAGCUGAUUACAAUUAUCUGUCCCAAACUUGAGUGGAGCACAAAAUAUUUAGGGAAAACAUGUCUUUCAGAGGACUUGUUGCUGAAUGUGACAAUGAAAUUACUUGCAGUACUUCUUUCCAAUCGAUUAAAAAUGAAGUCUAAAACUCUGUCCUUUAAGAGAUCAUAACACGAAGGCAUUGUUUAACCCACCCCAUCUUCCCAUUUUUUUACCGUCUCUCUAAACCUUCUCGAUAGCUGAGACUCAAAUUGACAUAAGAGCCAGAAAUCACCCAGCUUUUCCACAACCUCUUCACCUACUACUAUAUUCAGAUUCUUAAAAAAGGACUGAAACUUUGGCUGAGGUGGGAGGUGGUGGGAGUGGUGGAGAUUUUGUAAAAGGUGGUUUCCUCUUCCUGAGGAGAAAACAGAGCCAUCAAUAUUUUCCCCUCAUCUGUCUGUUUGCUCCCUCCCUUUCUGUCUAAAGGAAAGUGGUCCAGCUGUAACCACCAUAAUUUUCCCCUCCCCCUUCCCCCUCCCCCACGCAAGCAACUGAACCGCCUAUGAUGUCAUAAUCACAAUCCCAUUACCUCAUCCUGCUGGGGGGGGGUGCGUAGGGGAGGAGGAGUGAACAGCCCUGGGCCCUGGUCAGCUUUACGAUAUUUUGGGUAACGGCUAAUUACAGAACCAAGUAGGAACGGCCCCGCAACCGUUAUAAGUCCUG
This is a messenger RNA of Sus scrofa (pig), 1393 nucleotides long. NCBI's taxonomy places the organism in Eukaryota, Metazoa, Chordata, Mammalia, Artiodactyla, Suidae. The record is from RefSeq and is a predicted model, not a curated record.